Molecule: messenger RNA, 3180 nt
Organism: Condylostylus longicornis
Lineage: Eukaryota; Metazoa; Arthropoda; Insecta; Diptera; Dolichopodidae
Product: modular serine protease-like
Exons: 7
Coding region: 878-3109 (743 amino acids)
Biological process (GO): proteolysis
Molecular function (GO): serine-type endopeptidase activity
Source: RefSeq, a predicted model, not a curated record
AUGAGACUCAUUCGAAAUUAUUAUUUUUAGUAAAAUUCAAUGAUUGAAUGCAUUCUUUAAUAAAAAUUUUAGAAUUUUUUACAUUUUCGAAAAAGAAAAAUAUAAAUUUCAAAAUAAAAUUAAGUAAACAUUGGAAUUAGUUGCUUGAAAAUGUCAAAAGUACUCUUUCUAAUCUGUAUUCUACAUUUAUCAUUUGCAAGAAUUUUGCGCUUUCCGGUUUUUCGCAAUUAGUUGAAUAAAAAAAGCUUAUUGUUUGUCAAUAUUUACGUUUUAUAAAGCCAUAAACAUAUUAAGUGACUUAUAGGUAUAGCAAUUCAUAUGGAUUAGUUCAUAAUUUUUGUUAUAGUCAACACUGGUUUUUUGAUGCUUUAUGCGGUAAAAUAAAAAAAAAACAUUCUUAUAAACAAAUGACGAAGUUUCAGAUUGAUUUCCUGACAAUUUUUAAUUAUUUUUCGAAACAAUGAAUAACUUGCAAAAACUUUUAUUUUUAUGAUGAAUAUUACAAAACAAAGAUGCAGUUCCAACAAACUCAACUGAUAACACUACAUGCGUAAUUCCACCAAAACCCUUAAUAUUUAAACGUUUUGGAGAGCGUAAUAAUCGUACUAUCAUUGAAACAUUGAAACCAGGAUCAUUAGUACCAGUUGGAACAUCUACUCAUUAUGUAUGUCCAAAAUCAUAUCUUAAAGAAGGGGUUAUAACACCAAAUCUUUGUCUUAAAAAUGGACAAUGGAGAGUUAAAAAUCCUGCCUGCAUAAAAAUUUGCCCACCUAUUCGAGGACAUACAAUUGAAGCUAACUGUGAAUAUAUAGGACAAGCGGUUAAGUGUAAUGCUAAUGUAAAAGCCGGUACAAUCGCCCGAAUAAGUUGUGCAUUUAUGUACGCAAAACCUAAAGACCAAGAAACACACGCAACCAUAAAUUGUCAAAACAAUGGUACGUGGGAUUAUGAACCAUUCAAAUGUGAACAAUUAUGUGGUGCCAUCGAUAAUACGACCGAAUCUAAUGUUUUGAGCGGUUUAAAAAAGCCAGACCAAGUACCAUGGCAUAUUAAUAUAUAUUCAUUAAGAGAUAGUAAUCGGAAUCAGUAUGUUUGUGGUGGCACAUUAAUUCAAUCUAAAAUUGUUAUAAGUGCUGCUCAUUGCUUUUGGGAUGAAAAAAAAUCAAUGCUUUAUGAUAGAUCAAAAUAUAUUGUAACAGCUGGGAAAUUUGAUCGAAAUUAUUAUUCUGAUAGGGAAACAUUUGAAGUUCAAAGAGCCUUUAUAUCUAAAAUUUACGUACCAGCUAAUUUCCGUGGCUUACAAAAUAAUUUUGACGGUGAUAUUGCGGUUCUGACACUUACUAAUCACAUCAAAUUUAGGAAUCAUAUUGUGCCUGCAUGUGUUGACUGGUCGUUUAAUGCAAGUAAAUAUGAGCAGCUUGGUUUAUUUAUUGGAUUGGGUGUUGUCGACCAAGAAACCAAUUACGCUUAUUUGCGAUCUGUUAAUGUAAAAGGAAUUAGUUCAAAGGCAUGUAAAGAAAAUAAGCUUAUAGAAAAUUACGAUAUUCCGGAUGAUAAAUUGUGCGUAAGCUCACAGGAACAAAAUGAACGGAUUUGUAAAGCGGACAGUGGAGGUGGUUUUAUUUACUAUAACAUUUACCCUCGAUUGGGCUAUCUACGUAGUUAUUAUCUUGCUGGAACUUUUAGUAAUAUUAUUAGAAAUACCAAUAAAUCUAAUCUGCCUGAGUGUGAUGAAAGUUCCGUACGAGCUUUUACUAGUAUUCAGGUCUAUGAGUCAUUUGUUAAAAAUGUGAUCAAUAACUUGCCUGACGAUGAAGAAUUGCUUACAACACAGGAACCCACAAAUGCAAUAUCUUCUAAUACAUCUCUCAACUGUUUAGUUCCUAUAAAUAAUCUUAUUUUAACAAACACUGAAACUAAUAUGCAAUUAGAACCUGGAAUCGUGAUAACAACAAACAUUUUAGUUAAUUAUUCCUGUCCCGAAGGAUAUGUAUUAGAUGGAGUAGCCACCAAUACCUGUAAUAGAAAAAGUUGGAGAAAGAUGCAUCCACAAUGUAUAAAAACGUGCUCUCCAAUACAAGGACAUACUACUAGGAUAGACUAUUAUUACAAUGAAAAACUAGUAGAAUUUGAGGAGUUUAUUAAGCCGGGAACGAUAGCGAGAAUAAAGUGUGCAACAAUGUAUAAAAAACCCCAAAAAUAUCUUAUAUAUGAAGAUCUGCGUUGUCAAACUGAUGGAGAAUGGGAUUAUGAACCAUUUGAAUGUGAACAAAUUUGUGGUACUGUUGAUAAUAAUGUACCUUUCAGUGUCAAUAGUGUUCUUACUCAGCCCAGCAAAGUACCAUGGCAUGUUGCCAUAUAUGGAAAAGAUAGAAAACAAAAAUUUGAGCAUUUAUGUGGAGGUACAAUAAUUAAAUCAAAAAUUAUUAUAACAGCAGCUCAUUGCUUUUGGAAUCCCUCUGAAUUAUCAAUACGAGAUAAAUCAAAUUUUAUUGUUUUUGCCGGAAAAUUUUAUCGUGACUAUUAUGCUGAUAAUGAAAAAUUGGAAAUUCAAAAAAUUACAAUCUCUAAAAUCCAUAUACCUAGAACGUUUAAUGGAGCAAAUUAUGAUUGGGCAAACGAUAUAGCAGCGUUAACAUUAAAUGAUCAUAUUGUAUAUAGAAGUCAUAUAAGACCAGUAUGUUUAACAUGGAAGGAACAAAGUGAACAAUAUAUCCAAAGUAAUCUCCCAGGUGUUGUUGCUGGUUGGGGAAUAACAGAUAAUGGAUUGUACAGUUCAGAAUUACGGUCUGUUGAAUUAUUAUCAAUUGAUAGUCAUACUUGUAAAACAAAAAAGAUUACAAGAAAUGAUAAUAUAGCAGCUGACAAAUUUUGUGUUGAAACUGGAGAAGGAAAAAAUGUUUGCCCUGGUGAUAGUGGUGGUGGUUUCGUUGUUCCUACUGAAGUUAAUAAUAAGAUUUUAUAUAAUCUUUGGGGUGUUGUUAGUAAUGGUAUUAUUGGAAGAGGUGAUCUGGUGCCACAAUGUAAUUCAAAUUUUAUAACAACUUUUACGAAUGUUCAAUAUUAUAGACAAAUGAUUAGUGAUGUAAUUUUACAGGCAUAUCAAUGAUUAUCUUUAGAUAAAAUUUUUGAUUUUAGCUGUAUAAAUUUAACCGAGAUUUCUAAAAAUAAAGAAUUUAA